Molecule: messenger RNA, 984 nt
Organism: Meyerozyma guilliermondii ATCC 6260
Lineage: Eukaryota; Fungi; Ascomycota; Pichiomycetes; Serinales; Debaryomycetaceae
Exons: 1
Coding region: 1-984 (327 amino acids)
Molecular function (GO): pseudouridylate synthase activity
Source: RefSeq, a predicted model, not a curated record
AUGAGGUUAUCCCCUCGCAUCUUUUACGCAGCUCGCAAACAUCCAAUUCCGUCAAUUCGAGUGUCUGAUGAGGUCCGACAAGCCCUUAGUGAUUCCAUGCCUGUGGUAUCUUUGGAGCUGACUAUUAUUACCCAUGGACUUCCCUUUCCCCAGAACGUCGAUAUGGCUCGACGAGUCGAGUCUGAGAUUCGAAAAAAUGGCGGCGUGCCCGCAACUUGUGCGUUUCUCAAUGGCAUACCUUACGUUGGAUUGGGAGACGAUCAAAUGCAAAUUCUAGCCGAAGCAGAAAAUCCAAUAAAAGUGUCUCGUAGAGACGUUGGACAUACUAUGGCGGGCCGUCAUACUGGCGGAACUACAAUUGCACUGACAAUGAUUCUUUCUCAUGCAGCAGGAAUUCAGGUUUUUGCAACAGGAGGGCUUGGAGGUGUCCAUAAGGAAGGAAAUAUCACCAUGGACGUUUCAGCCGAUCUCACGGAACUUGGCCGUACUCCGGUCACGGUGGUGUGUGCUGGGCCCAAAUCGAUUUUAGACAUUGGUAUGACGAUGGAGUACUUGGAGACUCAAGGAGUGUUUGUUUCCACAUAUAAUGAUGACGGUAGAAAACGGGUGCAAAUUCCUGGAUUUUAUACUCGAGAAUCGGGAAUUUCAUCACCAUAUUCUUUUACUGAUUUUGAAGAAAUUGCGGCAACGAUAAAUUACCAGAACAAUGUCAUGGGUCUCAGCUCAGGAAACGUCAUUUGUGUUCCUCCUCCAAAAGAUGUAGCUAUGUCUUCUGAGUGGAUCAAUGAAAUCAUAGAAAGAGCCAAUGAGACUGCGAAAAUCCAAGGUGUUCGUGGUAAGGAAUUGACCCCAUUUUUGUUGAGCUCCAUAGCCAAAGCCACCGAUAACAAGUCUGUCACUUGCAACGUUGACUUCGUGAUAAAUAAUGCCGGGAAGGCGACAAUUUUGGCACGGCAUUUGUUGGUAAGUAGAAAGCAGUUUUAA